Molecule: messenger RNA, 4446 nt
Organism: Aspergillus alliaceus
Lineage: Eukaryota; Fungi; Ascomycota; Eurotiomycetes; Eurotiales; Aspergillaceae
Product: ABC transporter ATP-binding protein
Exons: 2
Coding region: 338-4309 (1323 amino acids)
Biological process (GO): transmembrane transport
Cellular component (GO): membrane
Molecular function (GO): ATP hydrolysis activity; ABC-type transporter activity; ATP binding
Source: RefSeq, a predicted model, not a curated record
UUUUCCUAUCCCGGAAAUCUCCGACGUGGUUGAAAUCUUUUAUUUUUUUUUAUCAAUCUGAUAAUCUUACGUAACAAUACCAAUCCCCACUUGGGACUUUUCUUUCCCCCCCUCAGGCUCUCAGGCAUCACCACCGGUCACCUUGUCUCGGAGAUCAUCUGCGACCUCGGACUCAAUAUGAAAUUUCUCCAAGGUGUGGAUAUAUUCUCCCUUAUGGUGUCUUCCCCUCCUUAACUCUCCGCCGCCUAUGAACGAGACCUCCGAUAAAUGACCACGAGGAGAACUUAGCAACUGAACGACAAUCAUAAGGUUGCAGCCAUCGACGCGGGUCCCAAUAAUGCUGGCCCAGAAACUUGCGGGCUACCCCAGCCUACUGUUGGCCGGCAACCCUUCAAAAGUUGAUAUAGGACGGCUUUUGUUGGGUAUCGCAGCCUCGAUAGCAUCUGGAGUUCCGUUUCCAUUGAUUGGAAUUCUUUUUGGUCAGCUUCUCGACGAUUUUAAUGCAGUGACUUGCAAUGAAACCGAAUCAACGGCAUCGGCGGAAUCCAAUGCCUCUUACCAACAUGACAUUAACGGCAAAAUCUUGAUCAUCGUGUAUCUGGCCAUUGCUCAAUUCGUUGCCAUCUAUAUCCAUCUUUCAUGCUGGAGUUUGAACGGCGCUCGGCUGGCUCAGCGACUGCGGGAGAGCUAUCUGCAGAACUUGCUCCGGCAAGAACCUUCAUACUUCGAUGACCUGCCUCCCGGAGAAAUUGCAUCUCGACUCAAUGGCGAUAUCCAGUCUAUUCGAUCGGGCACGUCGGAGAAAGUAGGAAUAGUUCUAUCCAGCAUAUCCUUCUUCGUCACGGCAUAUAUCGUCGCCUUCAUCAAGGAUUACCGGCUGGCAGCCAUGCUCAUCUCGUUGAUCCCUGCCUAUUUCCUGAUGUCAUUCAUUGGAAGCCAUUAUAUCGAGAAAUACUCAGGACGCAUGUCAGAUUAUUCUGCUUCUGCCGCAUCAAUCGCCUCCGAAGCGCUUUCCAACACAGUCGUGGUACAGGCUUUCAGCGCCAAUUACCGGCUGGAAGACAAGUUUUCCAAGGCUCUCAAAGCUUCCGAGCAGGAAGGUUUGAAGAAGGCUACGGCCGUCGGUAUACAAUCUGGAUUCUUGUAUUUCAUCGCCUAUUCCGCGAAUGGUCUGGCAUUCUGGCAAGGCAGCAGACGAGUCGCCGAUUCAGUGGGUUCCGACUCUGCGGGUGCCACCGUGGGUGCUACCUUUACAGUUAUUUUCAUCCUGGUCGAAGCUACUUUGCUUCUGAGUCAGGUUGCACCGUUCCUCCAUCUGUUCACAGCUGCUGUCGCCUCGUUCCGCAAGUUGCGUGAGGGCAUUGUUCGCCAGCCGCAGAUCGAUGCCACGACUGAAUCGGGCAUUCGCCUCUCACAGGCAGAAGGCGGCUUUGAGUUCAAGAACGUUUCGUUCACAUACCCCUCUCGGCCUGAAAUCACGGUGCUCGACCAGAUUAGCCUGUCCAUCCCGGCAAACAAGCAUACCGCGCUGGUUGGUUUGUCAGGAAGUGGUAAGUCAACUAUCGCGGGCCUUGUCACAAGAUUGUACGAUCCUACGGACGGACAGAUCCUCUUCGACGGCCAUGACCUUCGCGAGGUAAACACCCGCGACUUGAGAAGUUUCCUCAGUCUGGUGCAGCAGGAACCCUCUCUUCUCGAUCGAUCACUUUUGGAGAACAUCGCACAUGGCCUGAUCAAUUCCAGCAAUCCCAUCCAUGCUCACUUGAAGACAACCCUCCUUGGUACCGACCUUACGGAUUUAGCAAGCGAGGUCAGAGAAGGUGUGGACCUCAUGGUUGCAGCUGAAAAACGAGGCUCGGAAGUUGUCGAAAUUGUGAAUUUGGCGAGAAAGGCUGCUACGCUUGCAGAUGCGGAUGGUUUCAUUAGCGCCUUACAGCAUGGAUACGGUACGCUUGUCGGCUCGAGUGGGCGGCUAAUCAGUGGUGGGCAGAAGCAACGAGUAUCCCUUGCUAGAGCACUUGUGAAGGACCCUGCUGUUCUUAUCUUGGAUGAGGCUACAGCUUCUCUCGAUUCCAGAAGCGAACAACGUAUCCAGCGAGCCAUCUCAAAUAUUGCUAGUGGUAGAACGAUGAUCACGAUUGCUCAUCGUCUGUCAACGAUCACAAAUGCGGAUAAUAUCAUUGUGAUGCACAAGGGACAUAUCGUGGAGCAGGGAGACCAUGCGGCCUUGAUGGCAAAGAAUGGAGCAUACGCUGAUCUAGUCAACCUACAAACUCUCGGAUCGGCGCCCGGCAAUAAGGGACCAUCGGCUAAAACAGAUACCAUAAACAAAUCGGGCCAGGCCUCCGUAUCAGACGCUGAGAUCGAGGAAAGUAGCGUCUCAAACGACGAUCCGGACAACUCCGAGAAAAAAGAAGCCGCCACCAGUGCAGUUCCAGUCACUGAAUCCGCAGAAGAAGAGCCCGAGACUCCGCGCAAAUCUUUGUGGGCGCUCUUGCGCGGGUAUGCACCCGCCCUCAGACCACAUCUGCUUUUCAUUUUCAUGGCUCUUUUGGGAUCCAGCAUUGUCGGCGGUGCAUUCUCCGGUGAGGCCGUGAUUUUUGGCAACACUGUAGGCAGUCUAAACCCCUGCCACACCCCAGAUUAUAUCCGCGAUCGAGGCAACUUCUUCGGUCUCAUGUUCUUCGUACUUGCAAUCAUCGAAUUCUUCGCGAAUCUGGUUAGUUGGGCUGGGUUCGGCUGGGUGUCUGAAAAGAUCGUCUACACAGUCAGGGUCUUAUCGUUCCGUUCACUGUUCGAGCAAGACCUUCAAUGGCAUCAGUCCAACGGCCGAUCGCCCGCCUUGCUCCUCUCCUACAUUACAAGAGACGGCAAUGCCUUGGCGGGGCUGAGUGGCUCUGUCAUUGGAACUCUGUUCUCAAUAACCGUCAAUCUCAUUGCCGCAAUUAUUUUGACUCACAUCAUCGCCUGGAGGAUCGCAUUGGUUUGCCUGGCCUUGGUACCACUUCUGCUUGGAGCUGGUCUUAUGGAACUCCACGUCCUCGGCAGGUUCGAGGAACGGCACGAAAACGCAUACACCAAAUCUGUCGACAUUGGUGUCGAGGCAGUCACUUCCAUCAAAACAAUCGCAUCCCUUUCUCUCGAAGAAGAGACAUUGAAGACAUACAGACGAUCUCUAAAGGGUCCACGUAAGGAGACCUUCCAAGUCACUAUACACGCAAGUCUCUGGCAGGCAAUGACCUACUUCCUUGGCAACUGCGUGAAUGCGCUGGCCUACUGGUGGGGUGCCAAACAGAUCAUCGCAGGUAACUACACGCAGACACAGUUCCUGAUUGUCGUUUUCUCGCUCCUGGUUAGCGCACUCCUCUGGAGUCAGAUGUUCGCGCUCGCGCCCGAGCUUUCCGCCGCCCGAGCGGCGAUGGCAAGAAUCUUAGGCUUGAUCGAGAUCGGGUCAGAUAAGAUGCAUGGGCGUGUGCCUACCCAUUCGUCCGCUGCGUCUUCCGAUAGCGCAGACCCUGAGACCGUUGAGCCCAAACCAGCGUAUAUUGCCGGCAACGACCAGGCUUCUAGCGUGCAGCUGCGUAACGUCCACUUUUCAUACCCCGCCCGGCCAGACGUCCGGGUGCUCAACGGCUUAGACAUUGACAUUCAGCCCGGACAAUUCUGCGCUCUUGUCGGACCGAGCGGUGCCGGUAAAUCGACGAUCAUUUCCCUAGUUGAGCGGCUGUACACCCCUGAAAUCGGAGGCAUCGUGAUCGAUGGAGUCGACGUGACCAAGCACCGCGGCGUGUCUUUCCGCGACUCGAUUGCCUUGGUGCCCCAAGAAAGUGUCCUCUUCGAGGGAAGCAUUGAGUUUAACAUUGGUCUUGGCGCUCGGCCCGGACAUGAGGCUACGAUUGAGGAUAUUCAGGAAGCCUGUAAGCUUGCCAAUAUCCACGAUGUUAUUAUGGCAUUGCCGGAAGGUUACCAGACACUUUGCGGGCCGAAUGGUAGCCAGUUCUCCGGGGGUCAGAAGCAAAGAUUGUCAAUUGCGCGGGCGCUUGUUCGGAAGCCUAAGUUGCUGAUUCUUGAUGAAUCAACAAGUGCUCUCGACGCCGAGUCGGAGAAGCUACUGCAGGAUGGGCUUGCAAAGGCUGCGAAGGGUAUCACGGUGAUUGCCAUUGCUCAUCGUCUGCACACCAUUCGGGCGGCAGAUGUCAUCUUCCUCAUUGAGGGAGGUAAAUGCAUUGACCGCGGAUCACACGAUGAAUUGCUCCACCGGUCGGACAGCUAUCGGGCAAACGUCAUGCAUCAAACAGUGGCGACCUGAUAGAGGUGAAUCUAAAACUUGAUUGCGUUUUUGUUUCUGGAAAUCUUUGAACGCGGGCCAUUACCUGCCGAGAUUGUUAAAUAGAUUAUUCCCCCGAUAGACGUUCUACAUAUUUGUAAUAGCUGCAUUUCUUUUCA